Messenger RNA from Acanthosepion pharaonis, 891 nucleotides. The record is from the annotation of a GenBank genome assembly. NCBI's taxonomy places the organism in Eukaryota, Metazoa, Mollusca, Cephalopoda, Sepiida, Sepiidae.
AUGUUCCUUUCCUCCACACUUACUAUCUAUCUAUCUAUCUAUCUAUCUAUCUAUCUAUCUAUCUAUCUUAAUCUCUUACAUAUAGACAUAUAUAAGAAAUCCGAACUGGUCACUGCUACUACUACUUAUUAUCUUAUUUUCUUUCUUUCUUUCUUUCUUUCUUUCUUUCUUUCUUUCUUUCUUUCAAAGUCCGUUCUUUUAUCUCUCUCUCACAAGAUGCCUUAUGGAAUUGGACAAAACAACGAAUUAAUACUAAUUAAGAUACCUGUAUAUAUUUCUGAGAUGUGUGUAAAUAAUUAUCUAUCUAUCUAUCUAUCUAUCUAUCUAUCUAUCUAUCUAUCUAUCUAUCUAUCUAUCUAUCCUUCCUCCCGCCAUUUGUUUCUUUUAAUUAUUAAAAAUAUCUAUCAAUCUAUCUUGAUCUUUUCAAAAUCUAUCUAUCUAUCUAUCUAUCUAUCUAUCUAUCUAUCUAUCUAUCUAUCUAUCUAUCUAUCUAACCCAUCUUUUAAAUAUCUAUCUAUCUAUCUAUCUAUCUAUCUAUCUAUCUAUCUAUCUAAACACUCAUCGUUUUUACCAUUUACCGAAUUAUAUUUCCUUUUCUUUACCGAAAUGUCUUACACUCAUCGUUUCUUCUAUGCUACUCCCAAAUCUUUCUCCUUGACCUUCGAACACUUUUCUUCAGUUUUCAAAUUCAAUGAUUUUUGCAUUUGUACCAAUUUUGCUUGUCGUAAUCUUCACAUUUGCGUCUUUUUUCUCUUUGACAUUUGUUCACAUUCUUUUAUCCAUUCAUCACUUCCUCCAAUACCGCUUUCCCUGAUAACCACUUCAAUAGGGGGUAAAAAAGAAGCUUUUCAUUGUGUUUUUGGCCAAGAGCGAUCAACUUUUUCUUUCUAA